AUGGAUGGAUGGAGGAUGAAACUGAGGCUGAGGCUGAGGGACCAGACACAGACCGCCGACUCACGUACUCGGCUUUGUUACAUCAAGCCACAUAAUAGGUUUAUAAAAAUUCAUGCUUUGACUGAUGUCUUUUUUUAUUUGUUCCAAGGUAUCUUUGCGGGGACAAAGGUUAAGGCGCUAAAUGUCACCGCGGAUGACGAUGAUCUGGACGAGAUAAAUUUUGAGCAGUUCAAGAAUACCAUUAGGAGAUACAGAAGGCUGAUACCUUAUAUGAGUUAUUAUGUUGCUAAUAAUUAUGUUAAUCAGAAUGGACAGUUUGUCGAGCCGGUCCUCCGGAAACCAGCGAGGCAGCGAACUGAACCGACGAGGAAACCGAUACGUACUCCUGCUAAGGACCACCAAACAAAAUUUAUCCCAUCAGUGCAGUUCAACCCAAAAGACAUCGGAGGUGACACAAAUUACUUCAUGCCAGUGCGUUACAACGCAAAGUUAAACUACGAGGACCCAAGCUACCAAGAAUAUAACCGACGACCUUACGUAGAAAUCACGACCCCGAGCCCGAUCGCCGAGACGCGAUAUUAUAAAGAACGCCCGCGCCCGUACAACCUCGUCUUACCGCAGUCAUCACAACUAAAACAAACCCGGCGACCGGAUUCCUAUUUAUUUGAUUACGUAAGACCUAAACCAACCACAGUUAACUCUGAGUACUAUCCUGUGGACUACGAGCCCAUUCGGUACGUAAAAGUCGAGCCGACUUAUCAACUGGGUCCUGUACCUCAACACCACCAUCAGCACCAGCAUCAACAUCAACUUCAACACCAACAGAAGCACCAAUUAUCCCACGUACUUCCCACUAAAGUGCCGACAAAUAGACCUAUUUACAUAUCAAGAAACACUGGAGAAUUAAAUGAAGAAAAUUUAAUUAAAAGUUUACAAUUGACUAAUCAAUUGCCCGAGAUGUUAAAUAGAGACAAUAUUGACUCUAGUAUUAAAACGUUGGUUGAGAUACUGGCUUUAUUGCACGGAGCCAAGAAGGAGCUCAAUAUUGGCGACAAUUCGUCGGUUCAAAAACUUUCAGUUCAACCUUCUGUCCCUGUUCCAGUUCCUGAUCCUUCGCCAGCAGUGUACGAAGAAUACAAGCCACAUAAGCCUCAGUACUCGCGGCCGAAAGUCGUUACUGAAAUGCGGUACCAGGCAACAUCUCCAGCUCCUAUUGCUGGUGAAUCCUUGCGGUUCACUGCAACUCCACCUCCAGCUUCUGGUUCACCAGUGCAAAACAAUGGUAAACCCAAUAUUUUGUAUGAUCGCAAUAACGCGAAACCGCAACCAACUGAAUACUCGGAUUACCCCAGCGCUGAGGUUCAGUUGAAGAAUAAAAAUAUUGUCGAGUAUUAUACACCUCUAAUUCAGGAUAUUGAUGAAAAUACCAGUCCGAGCUACAUGCCGAACAAGCUUAAGCACAAGGAGUCGGUUUACAAGAUUGUUGAAGAACUUGAAGAUGUCAAUCAGGAAAUAAACUCGCCAGUGACUCCACCGAAAAAUUACCUUGAUGGGAUUGCAGUGGUGAUGAAUCCCAAGCCUGGGGUCACGACUGGAAAACCUGGUGUUGACUAUCCGACGUAUACGGAUAUACCUGUCACGGACUUUAGCUGCAAGGAUCAGAGGUACAAGGGAUUCUUUGGAGAUCCUGCGACUAGAUGUCAAUGUGAAUCUACAACCCAGCUGUACGUCCUAAACGAACGUCUCUACAAAUUUAUUCUACCUAUAAUGCCGAAGUUCCCGGAGGACUUUAGCGGUCCCGAAGUUGACCGCUACCUCGAGCUUAAAUUCAAGGAGAUGGAGGCGAAGCUCAAGGCCAAAAAACUAAAAAAAGCUAUGGAGAAAAAAGAAAAAGAAAAACCUCAGACUCCUGAGCCAGAAUUAGAGCAAGAAUCAGCUCCAGAGCUAGAGUAA
Molecule: messenger RNA, 1953 nt
Organism: Cotesia congregata
Lineage: Eukaryota; Metazoa; Arthropoda; Insecta; Hymenoptera; Braconidae
Source: the annotation of a GenBank genome assembly